Molecule: messenger RNA, 4297 nt
Organism: Diospyros lotus (date-plum)
Lineage: Eukaryota; Viridiplantae; Streptophyta; Magnoliopsida; Ericales; Ebenaceae
Product: ubiquitin carboxyl-terminal hydrolase 26
Exons: 15
Coding region: 517-3789 (1090 amino acids)
Biological process (GO): protein deubiquitination
Cellular component (GO): nucleus; cytosol
Molecular function (GO): protein binding; cysteine-type endopeptidase activity; cysteine-type deubiquitinase activity
Source: RefSeq, a predicted model, not a curated record
UUUGUUGUGGUCCAGGUCAGAAAGUUCUGUGAUUGGGAGCCAAAGGAGUUCUGUUCACCUUCAGCUCUCUCUCUCUCUCUCUCUCUUUCUCUCUCUCUCUCUCCUCUCUCCUCCCAGGUUCUCUCCUCUCUCUAGGUUGCAUGCGUUAUGUAUCCAUGGGUACACUUUUAUUUUACACGAUGCGUCGAUAAUCUUCGUGCCCUUUCAGAUUCCCCUAGCGGCCCCGUCUAUUCGAUCAACUCCAUUUCCAGUACCUUCGUCAGUCUCGAUAUUUAAAUUGUAGAAAUUCUAGGUUUCGAAGAAGACCCUUUUUUUUUUUUUCGCUAGAAAAAAUUAUUGCUUUACCAGUGUUUGUAGCUUUGGAAUUUCGAGGGGUUCUACAUGGGAGUUGUAGAAAUUAGUGAUUUUCCCUUAUCUAGAGUCAUAAAUUUGAUCGGGUUCUUGAAUUUCAAGGGCUAUAUGGACAGAAGCAAUAAUAGGUUCUGAUUUUAGAGUUGAAAAUCCGUCGUUAUAAAGAUGAAUCAUCGACCAGCUACUCGAAGCAAAAAUAAAAGGCAUAGACCAGAUGGCAAUGCAGAGGCUACCUCAGAAAUUCUCAGGAAAGUUCACUCAACUGGUCAAGUGACACCAGAUGAUAUAAAUUGCUUAUACAUGAUUUGGAAGCCUGUAUGUCAAGGGUGUCGAGUGAAUACGAAAGACAAUCCUAAUUGCUAUUGUGGACUGGUUCCCCCUCCUAAUGGAAGUCGAAAAUCUGGCUUGUGGCAAAAGACGUCGGAGAUUGUUCUUUCACUUGGGCCUGACCCAUCCAAGGAUCUCCGCACUUCCACCAACUCACCAGCAGGCCUCACGAAUCUGGGUGCUACAUGCUAUGCUAAUAGCAUACUUCAAUGCCUCUACAUGAACAAGUCUUUCAGGGAAGGUGUUUUCUCUGUGGAACCACAUGUUCUGAAAGAACAGCCAGUUUUGGAUCAACUUGCUCGACUCUUUGCUCAGUUGCAUGCUAGCAAAAUGGCUUUUGUUGAUUCGGCACCGUUUAUUAGAACCCUGGAGCUAGACAAUGGUGUUCAGCAGGAUAGCCAUGAGUUCCUAACCUUGCUUUUUUCAUUGCUUGAGCGAUGCUUGAGCUAUUCCGAAGUUUCCAAGGCGAGAACAAUUGUACAAGAUCUUUUCCGUGGAAGUGUGUCUCAUGUAACCACGUGCUCAAAAUGUGGAAAAGAUUCUGAGGCUUCGACAAACAUGGAAGACUUCUAUGAGCUGGAGUUGAAUGUCAAGGGUUUGAAAAGUUUAGAUGACAGUUUGGAUGAUUAUUUGAGCGUGGAAGAGCUUCAAGGAGACAACCAAUACUAUUGCGAGUCUUGUUCUACUCGAGUUGAUGCAACACGUAGCAUUAAGCUACGGUCAUUGCCUGCUGUCCUUAAUUUUCAGCUCAAGCGCUGUGUUUUCCUUCCAAAGACUACAACCAAGAAGAAGAUCACCUCUGCUUUCAAUUUUCCUGGAGAACUGGAUAUGGGGCACAGGUUAUUUGAGAAUUCCCACCCAGAUUUAAUAUAUGACCUAUCAGCUGUCUUGAUUCACAAGGGUUCUGCUGUGAAUAGUGGCCAUUACAUAGCACACAUUAAGGAUGAGAAUUCAGGGCAGUGGUGGGAAUUUGAUGAUGAACACGUCUCAAAUUUAGGGCAACACCCAUUUGGUGAAGGCUCUUCAAAUUCUGCUGCUAAAUCUGCAGUUGUUGAGCCAAUUAUCCAUCAAACAUGCUCUGGGACAAUGGAAAAUGUUGUCACUGGAAGUCAUGUGCAUGCUAGUCAGCCAAACUCUUCCAAAUCUAAUAUUGUUAAUUCUGUCCAUACAUUCUCCUCAAGUGAUGCCUACAUGUUGAUGUAUGUUCUAAGAGAUUUAAAGGAUCAUGGUGAAAAAGCAUCGAAGGAUUCUGGUGAGAUUAAAAUGGAAAACCUUAUUGGUGGAGCUCCGGAAAACAGUGUUUCUCUUCCAUCUCAUCUUUGUGAAGAGAUAGAACAAUUGAAUAAAUCAUAUCUUGAUGCUUGCAAACAAUACAAUUCAAAGAAGGAAUUGGAGUUGAGUCGCAUCAUUGAACGGCGAAAAGAAGUCCGAACAGUUCUUUCUGAAGCCCCUGUCCAAUCACUUGGGGAACCAUAUUUCUGGAUUUCCACUGACUGGAUACGCCACUGGAUUGACAAUAUCAGUCCCUUGAACAUUGACAAUAGCACUAUCCAAUGCUUGCAUGGAAAAGUCCCAGUUUCAAAGAUUGGCAACAUGAAGAGGUUAUCAACCAAGGCUUGGACCAUGUUGUACUCAAAGUAUGAUGGAGGCCCAACACUGGCCAAGGAUGACUACUGCAUUGAUUGCCUUUUUGAAGGGGCACAUAGUAUGGUCAGUGCUGAAAGCUAUAGGGACCGAAGAGCACUGAUGAAAGAACUUGCUGAAGCAGCUCUUGCAGGGAAGUGUCUAGAUGGACCAUUGUACUAUGUAUCUAAGGCUUGGGUGCAACAGUGGUUACGCAGAAAAAAUGUCGAUUCCCCAUGUGAAGCUGAUGCAGGACCAACUGCUUCAAUCAGGUGCCCUCAUGGGGAACUUAUGCCUGAACAAGCUACUGGUGCCAGGCGGGUGCUUGUUCCUGAGAGCCUCUGGCUAUUUUUCUAUGACACUGCCAACACAGUAAAGCCUGAUGAUCCCUUGGGUUGUUCAACUUUUCCUUCCGACUCUGCACCCUGUGCUCAAUGCAAUUUGGAACUCUCAGAAGUGGCAUGCUUGGAGGAUAAUCUAAGAGAGUUCAAGCAGAAACAACGCCAGAAUCAUGAAAGAUUAGCUUUAGGAAAAGGUAUUGCACUUUUUCCCAUUCAAAGAUACUACUUGUUGCCAACUCUAUGGCUAUCAAAAUGGAGAAGUUAUGUCACUGCAAGCGGCAAGAGUGCUACUUCUUCUGCAGAACCUGAGACUUUGAGCAACAUCAUUGAUUUACUGAAAUGUGAGAAGCACUCAGGAGUUCUUGAACGGCCUCCUGAUCUGAUCUUCAGACGUGGUACAGUUGUGCAAAAGUCACCCAAUACAGAUCAGUUGACAAUCAUUACUGAAGAUGACUGGAAACUAUUCUGUGAAGAUUGGGGUGGAACAGUGCAGGAAGGUAUCUCUGCUGAAAUUGAGGUUGGUGAUUGCCCAGGAGGUGAUUCAGUUGGAUCAUCCAUAGAAAUGCCAAUACCUGAGGAGCAUAUGAAUAAUGAAGUAAACACUGAGAUUGAAUCCAAACGGCUUCGAGUGAAGACUUUUCCAGAGGUAUGUGAAAAUUGUAUAGGUGAAAGAGAAAGCUGUGAGUUAAUGAGGAAACUCAAUUAUAGCAAUGAAGAUAUUUGCGUUUGCUUUAUUCGUGGCAAGGAACCUCCAAGAUCCAUUUUAGAAGCAUCUGCUAACAGUUCUGAGCCUGAUCGCCGAACAUCCAAGCGCUCUAGGAAGACAACUUUUGGGAACUCUGUAAAUUUGAAAGUUUCUGGAUCGACAUCAAUCUACCAGUUGAAAAUGAUGAUAUGGGAAUCCUUUGGGGUUGUCAAGGAAAACCAAACUCUUCAUAAAGGUUCCAGGGUAAUUGAUGGGGAAUCUGCUACACUUGCUGAUAUGAAUAUAUUCCCUGGAGAUACUCUAUGGGUCACAGAUUCAGAGAUGUAUGAGAACCGGGAUAUUGCAGAUGAAAUUUCUGACCAGAAGAUGGAGGUGAUACAGACAGAGGAAGGGUUUCGUGGAACACUCUUGACUUCAAAUAUCUCAUCUCAGGUUGUGUAGGAUGCCUGAUGUAAUUAAUAAGCGUAUUCUAUUAUGGUCAAAAGCUUUUUUGAUACUUCAGCUGGGAGGUGGAAAGGCUGGAAUUUUAACAUACUUAGGAGAUUUUGUGAAUGCAGACCUCAUCCAUGGAAAGUGUUGGUGCAUUGUCUCGUUCUCUUACAUAUUGGACAGGAAAUUUUUGUAUCGUUUGGAAAGUUUGCCUGUUUGAAAUGCAUCGGCUUUUGGAUCUACCUAAUUGAGGUACAGUUUGGUGUUUGUCCGGAUGAACUUUUGCUUUUUCUGUUGCGAUCAUGUCUCUUGUUUACCCCAUCCCCAUGUCAUUAUCAUAGUGGCAAGAAAGGUUAAUGAACGCAGUCAGAUAGUUUUGGAUGUUGCGGUUUUAAGAAAAAUAUGCAAUUGCCUACCUAGUGGAUUAAUAUGUACGUACAUGUCCUGUUGAUUACAUACUACCGGUCAUCUGAUGUACCAUCCCAGCAACAUUUAUACACGGAAAGGUAUUCUUUUGUCA